AUGGCUGAUCAGGUGUCACCCGGUGCGGGUGUGGGGGCUUGCCUCGCCUCAGGUCUACUGAGGACUCUGAACUUCACGUAUGAUCUCGCUACCCUGCCCUUCUACACCCUUUUCCAGAUGCCGUGGCGGCAGGCACAAGCACGGCGGAAAUCAUUCUCCGUCCAGUUGGAUCCCAGCGAUCCCUAUUCCCCCUGGAAGGCGAAGAACACGUGGGAGCCGGAGUUCUUCGAAGGAAUCACCACGGUGGAUCAGUUGACUCGCCGAGCCGUCAAGCGUUUCAGCGACAAGAGGUGUCUCGGUACUCGUCAGGUGUUCCGUGAAGAGAUCGAGACACAGAAGAACGGUAAAACGUUCAAGAAACUCGAUCUCGGGGACUAUCAAUGGAUGACUUUCAAAGAGAUGGACGACGCUCUGGAGCGCCUCGGUAGAGGCUUCAUGUCGAUGGGAGUCAGACCGAAGCAGAACGUUGUCAUUUUUGCCGACACUCGGAUCGAAUGGAUGCUCGCGGCUCAAGCCCUGCUCCGACUGAACGUCACCGUGGCCACUCUGUACGCCACAUUGGGCGAGGAAGCGAUCAUUUACGGGCUCAACGAGACGGAGGCGACGCAUCUCGUGACCUCUCAGGAUCUUCUACCGAAAGUUGUCAAGUCGCUUCCUCAAAUCAAUUCAAUCACCCACAUCGUCUACAUGGAGAACCCCGGCUCUGAAGAGUCACCUGAUCCGGUCCAGGGCAUCAAUCUCUACAGCUGGACGCAGCUCCUGGAGAUGGGCGACAACGCCGAUGAGGAACUCCGGGGUGAGACACCCACCGGCGACGAUGUCGCGAUUCUCAUGUACACGAGCGGUUCGACGGGAAUGCCGAAGGGCGUGAUGAUAACGCAUAAGAACAUCGUGACCACGGCGAAGGGUUUCGCUUCCCUCGUCGUGAUGGAAAAUAGCCCGAAGAGAACGGAACGUUUCAUCGCAUAUCUCCCUCUCGCACACGUCCUCGAACUAGCGUCGGAAUCCGUCGCGUUCGCGAUCGGGGCCGAAAUCGGUUAUUCAACUCCUCUGACCCUCACGGACAGGAGCACCGCGAUCAAGCGGGGCCAGAAAGGCGACUCGGCCCUCUUCCGGCCCACGUUCAUCGCAGCGGUUCCUCUCGUUCUGGACAGGAUAAAGAGAGGCAUGACAGAAGCCGCUCAUGCUCGCGGUCGCUUCGCGGGAGCCCUCUUCGACUGGGCGAUCGCGUACAAAAUCGGGUGGCGUCGAUGGGGAUACGACACUCCGAUUCUGAAUCGGCUGAUCUUCAGUAAACUUCGGCAAGCCGUGGGCGGCGAAGUGAGACUCAUCGCUUGUGGUUCUGCUCCUCUUUCUGCCGACACGCACUAUUUCAUCGAGGCUGUUUUGGGCUGUCGCGUCGUUCAAGGCUACGGACUGACGGAGACCGCGGCCGGAGCGACGAUCAUGGAACAAUGCGACGUGACCAAAGGCAUGGUCGGAUGUCCUCUUCGUUCGGGCUUGAUCAAGCUUGCUGACUGGGAAGAAGGAGGCUACCACGCCACCGACAAACCGAAUCCUCGUGGCGAAAUCGUCGUCGGAGGGGACAUGAUCGCCAAGGGUUACUACAAGAACAACGAGUUGACACGAGAAAGUUUCCGCGAAGAGAACGGCGUUCGCUACUUCUACACGGGCGAUAUCGGCGAGAUCAGGCCAAACGGAACCAUUAAAAUCAUCGAUCGCAAGAAAGACCUCGUCAAACUUCAAUUCGGGGAAUAUGUGUCCCUGGGAAAGAUCGAGACCGAGCUGAAGACUCUUCCCUUCGUCGACAACGUUUGCGUGAUCGGUAACUCGUUCCAUACCUACCUCGUAGCUCUGAUUUCCCCGAACGAGAAGAACCUCACCGAGUUGGCUCAGCGGCAAGGAAAAACCAAUCUGACCCUGGAAGAGAUGUGCAAGGAUCCCGAAAUCAGCCAAUACAUCACCGAUAGAGUCAUCGAGCAUGGAAAGAAAGUUAAGCUGAGUAAAAUGGAAGUACCCAGCAAAGUGAAGCUUUGUCACGAAGAAUGGGUUCCCGAUUCCGGCCUCGUCACUGCAGCCAUGAAAAUCCGUCGAAAACAGAUUGAGCUAUUCUAUGACGAAGAGAUCGCUGCGAUGUAUGGUCUCGCUAGAACAUCCUCGAAAAGCGCCUGAAGCAAACUCAUUGUACAUAGUCUGUGAAUUUGUCUUGUGAAUACGUUUUGAGUAUACAUAGGCUUAGGUCUGGAAUGAGCUUGUGAUGAUGAUAGCUCCGUAAUGAUUGAAACUUGGUAAACUUUAUCGUCGAAGAGAGAAUUUGAUAAAUGAAUAAAAUUUUAGAAAA
Molecule: messenger RNA, 2341 nt
Organism: Galendromus occidentalis (western predatory mite)
Lineage: Eukaryota; Metazoa; Arthropoda; Arachnida; Mesostigmata; Phytoseiidae
Product: long-chain-fatty-acid--CoA ligase 4
Exons: 5
Coding region: 1-2172 (723 amino acids)
Biological process (GO): long-chain fatty acid metabolic process; long-chain fatty-acyl-CoA metabolic process; neuron differentiation
Cellular component (GO): endoplasmic reticulum; lipid droplet; plasma membrane
Molecular function (GO): palmitoyl-CoA ligase activity
Source: RefSeq, a predicted model, not a curated record